AUCAAAUUCAUUCUGCAAUGCAAAUCCCCUCAUUCUCUACCUCUCAUCUCACAGUCAAUGUCUCAAAAUUUCCCAAAAAUUUCUCAGAUCCCAUCCCAAAUUCAUUACACGCUGUGACGUUGACAAACCAAAGCCGAAUCUUCUUUUCCAUGUCUCGCCAAACGCUGCCGCGCCAUGCCUCGCCAGAUGUUGCGAUGCCUCACCAGAUGCCGAAAACCAGAGACUUCCCGUCGUUUCCACGCCUCGCCGGAAGCCGUCGCGUCUCACCAAACCAACUGCGAUCGUUGUUUCCACGCCUCACCAGAUGCCGCCAGGACUCGCCUCGCCUCGCCAAUUGCCGCCACGCCAUGCCUCGCCUCAGUCAGAUUUGAUGUACUCAUAGUAAUUGAAGCACCACCUCAGUCAGAUUUGGUGGUGGAGCUUAUAAAGAAGCUGAAGCCCCGGGUGGUUCUAGGAGAUUGCUGCAUUUCAAGUAGUUUGUCCAGGUUUGAGAGAUGUUGCUUUUUGCAAUGUGUGUAAUUUUUAGAAGGUUGUUGCACUUUGUAUAGGCUGUCCAAUGUGUGUUUGCUGAUGGGAGUUUUCUGCAGUUUGUGGGGCUUUUGGUUGUUGGUUACAGGAUUUGUGGUGGGUAAUAUAGUGUGUGCAAUUUGUAGAAGGUUGUUGCAGUUUGUAUAGGUUGUCCAGUUUGUGUUUGCUGUUGGGAGUUUUCUACAGUUUGUGCAGCUUUUGGUUGUUGGUUACAGGAUUUGUGGCAGGUAAUGCAGUAUUUUGGAGGAUUAUGCUGUAAUUGUGUUGUUGCCGAGGAAGUGUUAUAGCUUGGUCGAAGAUGCAGCGGUUUUUGCAGUUUCUGUUUGCUCUUUCCGGGAGAUUUUGCAACUGGUGUAGCUUGUGCGUGUGUGCAGUUUUUGAAGCUACUGCAAUUGUUCUCUGCCUUUGGUGCUGUAUGCAGUCUUCGGGUGUCUGUUACAGCUUGUGUGGUCCAUGUUGUUUGUGCGUUUUUUGUUUUUGAGAUUUCCUUCCAGCUUGUACAGCUUUUGUAGUUUUGCCCUUUGGGAAUGGCCAAGGUUCUUGGUUCUAAAGGGGAGUCCCCUUUCCCAGGUUGUAAUUCUUUCAUUCUUGUAUAAAAUUAUUGGGUUUACCCAAAAAAAAAA
This is a messenger RNA of Pistacia vera, 1151 nucleotides long. RefSeq lists its product as uncharacterized. NCBI's taxonomy places the organism in Eukaryota, Viridiplantae, Streptophyta, Magnoliopsida, Sapindales, Anacardiaceae. The transcript is spliced from 2 exons. The record is from RefSeq and is a predicted model, not a curated record. Bases 175 to 519 code for a protein of 114 amino acids.